Messenger RNA from Striga asiatica, 339 nucleotides. Lineage: Eukaryota; Viridiplantae; Streptophyta; Magnoliopsida; Lamiales; Orobanchaceae. The record is from the annotation of a GenBank genome assembly.
AUGGCGACGGGGAGGGUGGAUAAAGUCUUCGGCGCGUCCACCGAUUAUAGCACUUUCGGAAUUUACGGAUCAGAGCUCGGCAAGAAGGACAGCAACAGGCGAGUUAAGAGGGGUGACGGCGAGGGGCGAGGGGCGAGGGCACGGUGCGGACGACGGGGGACGGAACAGCACAGGCGACCAGCGAAAGGGCACAGCCAACCGUCGCCGCCGAUGGAUUAUGCAUGGAGGGAAGCUGGAGGCGACGAUGAUGCUCUGGCAUUGAACCCUGCAUGGAAAACUGAUGGUAUAUUGUCAGUGGACUCUGGCGGUGGCGGGGUUUCUCCGUCAGACAUGGUGUGA